Limanda limanda (common dab) is the source of this 1165-nucleotide messenger RNA. RefSeq names its product peroxisomal biogenesis factor 16 (gene pex16). Lineage: Eukaryota; Metazoa; Chordata; Actinopteri; Pleuronectiformes; Pleuronectidae. Gene Ontology annotation, biological process: peroxisome organization. Gene Ontology annotation, cellular component: peroxisomal membrane. The transcript is spliced from 11 exons. The record is from RefSeq and is a predicted model, not a curated record. Bases 95 to 1114 code for a protein of 339 amino acids.
GCAGCCCGGAAGUGUGCGUGUUGUGUUUUGAACGAGCAGCGGAAGUGGAGACGUCUCGACAGCAGCUGGUGGGGACUCGAUCGUUUCCGGGGACAUGUCUCCCUUUAAAGACCACGUGGACAAACUGACCCGCGUCUACGAGCGGUACACCGAGUACGUGAGGAGGAACCCGGAAGCCACGGCCCAGCUGGAGUCCACCGUGAGGACCAUGUCCUACCUCAUAGCAGGGCGAUUUGCUGAUUCCCAUGAAAUAUCUGAACUAGUUUACUCUGCCUCCAACCUCCUGGUUCUGUUCAACGACAGCAUCCUGCGCAAAGAGCUGAGAUGUUCUCUCCCUGCGACCCUGUCUCAGCAGCGGCUCCAGACCUGGCUCUCCGUGCUGGAGUACGUGGAGGUCUUCCUGGAGAUGGGGGCCGGCAAGCUGUGGGGGGGGCUCGGCCGCUGGCUGGUGAUCUCACUCAUUCAGAUUUUUAAGACCAUCUUCCGCUUCGUUCUUCUUCUGUGGUACAAGACCGGGAUCCAGACUUCCCCCCCCAUGAUCCCCCUGGACAGAGGGGCGGACCCCGGCAGUGAAGACGGUGACGGCGAGCUGGAAGAUGGAACCUGCUUCGUGGGUCAGAGGUCAGGACGGGUCAUCAGGCCGCUGGGCACCGGUCCGGCCCUGCAGGCCCGGCUGUGGGGAGCAGCGAGUCAGAAGAAGAGCAGCUCCAAGGAGAAGCUCCACAGCAAACCCACCAAGCUCCGCCUCCAGGAGAGCGUCGCCGAGGCCGUGUACAUCGGGCGCCCGCUCGUCCACCUGCUCUGCCUCGGACUCUGUGGGAAACAGUCCUGGAAACCGUGGAUCGUCUCCGGCGUCCUGGAACUCUCCAGCUUCGCCGUCCUGAACGAAAGCAGAUUUGAGAAUCGCUGGGAGCGAGCGGAGAUGAGGAGGAGAACCUUCCUCCUGCUCUACUACCUCCUGCGCUCACCUUUCUAUGACAGGUUCUCAGAAGAAAAGAUUCUCUUCCUGCUCCGAGUCCUCGCGGAUCACGUCCCGGGAAUCGGGCUUAUUGCACGCCCUCUGAUGGAUUAUCUCCCCACCUGGCAGAAGAUCUACUUCUACAACUGGGGAUAGAGCCGGAGUGGAUUUAGGAUCUUGUGAUUUGAUCGGAGAUGAAGGACGUUG